This is a messenger RNA of Zychaea mexicana, 465 nucleotides long. RefSeq lists its product as uncharacterized. Lineage: Eukaryota; Fungi; Mucoromycota; Mucoromycetes; Mucorales; Lichtheimiaceae. The annotation marks the transcript as partial. The record is from RefSeq and is a predicted model, not a curated record. The transcript is spliced from 2 exons.
AGUGUUGAACAAUUUGACGACUGGCGUCAUGACAACAGUGAAAGUGAAACCACCGUGUACCGAAGAUUCGUUGUUCUGCUGGACAAGCUGUUACGGAACACUAGUAUUAUGUUGCAAGACGGCGAAAAUGCAUCCAAUGCAACCAAGGACGCAAUGAUUCUGCUUCAAUCUCUGACUAGCUCGAUCACAACCACCAACGAAAGAACUGAAAUGAGCAUGUAUGGCAGGAAGAUUGAUCUUCUAGCUAUCACGAAAUCAAGGGAGCAAAAUGUGGAGCUCACGUCGAGCGAAUGGAAGCGUGAAGGGGUAUCAGAAUCAAUUUCAUUGAAACAACAGUGCAAGAGUAUUCGUACAAACGCUGCUAUCCUAUCGAAAUUGAUGCUGAUUGGUGAUCUAGGACACCUUGUAGCAAUGGAUUGGCUUGGUAAGUACAAAAGUAUCUCUUCAUUUAAAUUAUCAUGGUAA